AUGGACCCGAUACCUGGGGAAUUUGAAAAUGUUGCCAAGCGCGCUUACCCCACGGGCUCUGGGGAAAUCUACACGAUAUGGACUACGGCGGCAUUAUGGAAUCUUUCUAGUGUUUGGUUUCAAAUAGUCUAUGUUCUUUAUUCAUUGACGCUUCCAGGUGGUGCCGAUGAAGGCGGCGGAGAUGAUUUUCAGCACGAGCUCGCCGAUGGCGGACGAGAUGUAGCCGUCCACGUAAAUGUACUCGCUCUUGCGGUACACGGCGAUGCGGAGGAGGGCCAUCCAGGCCAGGGCGAAACUCGGGCGGGAGGCGUACAGGGCAAACACGUUGCGGAAGACGAGAUGCUCGUACCCCUCCGUAUUGACGACGAGGAGGCUGGACGCGAGGUUGCCGAGGAGGAUGAGCCCCGUGGUGAAGAUCCAGGUCCACCAGACGCCGCUGCCGCCCUUUUUGCCGAGACACCCGCAGCUCGCCUUGUUGGCGAUGGGGCGGCACCCGGCGACGGUGAGGCCGAGGGCGAUGACGAGGGCGGUGACGCCAAAGGUGACGAGGGUAUCGUUGGCGGUGGGGCACGUGCCGACGUCGCUGGGCCCCAUCAUCCAUUCGAGGGGCACGGGGGCGGGUUGGAGGUAUCGUAG
Molecule: messenger RNA, 636 nt
Organism: Parascedosporium putredinis
Lineage: Eukaryota; Fungi; Ascomycota; Sordariomycetes; Microascales; Microascaceae
Source: the annotation of a GenBank genome assembly